This is a messenger RNA of Sturnus vulgaris (Common starling), 3465 nucleotides long. RefSeq names its product interleukin-6 receptor subunit beta-like. Lineage: Eukaryota; Metazoa; Chordata; Aves; Passeriformes; Sturnidae. Gene Ontology annotation, cellular component: external side of plasma membrane; signaling receptor complex. Gene Ontology annotation, molecular function: cytokine receptor activity; cytokine binding. The record is from RefSeq and is a predicted model, not a curated record. Gene Ontology annotation, biological process: cytokine-mediated signaling pathway.
CAGAGAAGAUGAAGAACUCUCUGCUGGCAGCUAUCUUUUUACUAGUUAGAGAGCCCUGCGGCUGCACAGACUGGAACUCUCCGUUCUGCCGGCAGCUGCCAGAUUGGGACAAUGAAUUGGUGUGUUACAAAGAAUUAAGUGAGGAUCUAACCUGUACCUGGCUGCCAGUACCUAAUGCUGCAAAUACAGUUAAUUAUACUGUAUACUUAAAAUGGAACAAAAUACAAAAACUUUUUAAACGAAACACAUCAUCACCUUCCAUCACAAUAGAACGAAAGAAUCUCUACAUUGAGAGAUUUGCAUCCGUUUGGAUAGCAGUGAAUUAUGCCCAUGACACCUGUGCAAAAGGAAAGAACAUCUCAGUUUUACCAAGCAAAGCAGGAAAGUGCUUGUCACCAUCUAACAUAAAUGCUUAUCAGAUCACAAACCAAUUGAUAAUAAAGUGGGACCUGCCCAUAGCUAAUACCCCCUACGAGCUGAGAUACAGAGAGGCACUCACAGAAUCUGCUCCAUGGACAUUGGUGUCUGUAGUAAACAAUGCUGUCAAUGUCACCAUUUCAAAUUUAAAUGCUACAUCUUCAUACGUUGUUCAGCUCAGAUGCAUAACUAAGGAUGGCCUCAACUGUGUUUGCAUUUGGAGCAAAGAGAUUUUGGUCCCUCACAAACUCAUGAACAAGCCAAGGAUAUCAUAUAAUGUAACUACACAAGUCUCUCCAGGAAGAAGAAGUGUUCUUCUGAAGUGGGAGGUAGCACAAAGUGAGAACAUCCUUGGAUAUUUUGUUAAUGUGGAAAGAAUACCCAACAGCUGCAGCCACCCACCAAAUCAUAUCUCUCUCAAAGACAGAAAAAUUCUUGUUAAUCUCUCCAUGGCUUACUACAGAGUCAAUAUUUCUGCCUAUAAUGAAGCAGGAGAAUCUCCACGAGCCAUCUACGUUGUCCCAGAAUUCUCUGCAACAGACUUGCCUGGUCAAAUCCAUGUCAAAAGCCAGGGAACUAAUGCUGUUGUCACAUGGACUCCAGAAUACAAUCCGAAAUGUUUUGUGGUUGACUGGGGCACUGGUAAAGAGGAUAUGCACAUGAAAAUAAUAACUACGACUACCGGAAAUUUCACAUUAGACAAUUUUCAGCCAUAUAAGUUGUACAAAAUAAUGGUACAUGCAUCUGAUGUGUGUCAGUGUGAAAGUUUCACAAGACAUGAAAAAACAUUUGGACUGACCCACUUUUACUCCGUUGAAGGAGUUCCUAGGACUGGUCCUGUUAAUGUGACGGUUCUGAACAUCACAAAGAAUUCUGCACUUGUGAAGUGGACUGAAAUAGCUGCAGAAGACCGUUUGGGCUUUCUCCAGGGAUACAGGAUCAGAUACACAGAUUCAUCAACAAAAAAGUCUCCAGCUGUUACUCUCAACUCUUCUAUCACAAGUUACCAUCUUACUGGACUGAAGGAAAAGACUACCUAUCGUGUGCAGAUUUCAGGAUUCACUAAUGCUGGGGAAGGACCUCUGACUCUUUCACAACCUUUCAGCACUCCAAAAUACGAUAAAGGAGAACUUGAAGGUUUUGUGAUUGGUCUUUGUUUCAGCAUGAUAUUGAUUCUGGUUUUUGCACCUCUCACUUGUUCUUUGGUGAUUAAAAGGCUGAAAAUAUCCUACUGGCCCAGUGUACCAAGCCCAAGAAACAGCAGUGCACUCCAAGAUAUGACUAAUUGGAAACCUAUUUCAAGGUCACUGCUUCUGACCCUGUCAGACAACGAUACCACCAGCGUUUUUGUCAUAGAGCAUGAGUCAAAGGCUCCUCUGACGCUAGACCUCUUCACAGAUGGUGGAGAAGACAGCAAGCAUGACACUUGUCAGUCAGAAAAGCCCAGCAAUAACAUAGACAUGAGCCCAAGGCAUGAAGAAAUCCCUGCAGAAGCAGUUACAAGUGAAGAAGAUAUAAUUUCCACUGAAGUACAACUCUUGAGUGACUAUGCCAGCGUGGAGUUUAGUCAGAAAGCCCUGAUGAGUCUGGCAGUGAGUGUACCUGAAAGAACUGCUCAUCCUCGUCUGGAAAUUGAACUAAGUAGUAAGCCAGCACAAACUGUGCAUAAGGUUUUGUUUGCUUCCCAGGACUACCUCAAGCAAAGCCAGGUGGUACUUUUGCCAUCUGGAACAAAUUUCAUGGGGCAAGCCAGUUAAACCUGAAGCAUUUUCAUUAUUUUCCUUACCAUAAAAUCAAGUUCCAAAUUUUUUUAUACUUCAGUAGAGCCUCUAGGACCAUACGGAGCAGUGAGCUGUUGACAAUAGUUAUCUCCACUACAGUAAGUUUCCUUGGUGAAACAGAUUGAUUAUAUGAUUAGAUUAGCUAUUUCACCACCGUCAUUCAGUGGAAAGUCCCACCAUCUUCACACAGACAAAACUUUCAGGGACUUAUAUGAAAAAUCCUUCAGUAAAGUACCUCUUGCUUGGUAUUUUGUUCCAGGACACUCAGGAGCUAUUCAAGGCUUCCACUCUAAUCACAAUGUCACUGUAGGUACCAGAAAAAUUCUCUACUCACUAUGACCAGCUUCAGAUCUGAUUUUCAGAUCUCAUAAGUUCUUCAGGGAAAAAAAAAAAAAAAAAAAAAGCCAGCAAAAGUAUCUACCACUCCAAAGAAGUUUUCCAGCUUCUUUGGACCAACUUUGGUCAAACCUGGCCAAAGAAAUUAGUGCAAAUAUUCCAAAUUACGAAUCCAAAGUUUGUUUAUUGGUCUAUGUAAAACACUAUUAAUACUUUACAUUCUGGAACUUAACAGCUUUAGUCAUUGUAGAUAAAUAGCACUUUGUAAAUGAGGAUGAUAAGUUUCAUUAACAGUAUUGGAGUUGUUACUUGUAUUAAAUUAAGACUAUUUACUUCUACAAUUAACACAUUCAGAGAAACUCAUCCAUGGUUUGUGAUGAGGUGUAGCUGCAUUUAUGUUUUUACACUGAAGUGACAAAAACUGUAAAACAGACUUCAGGAGCUGAACAGAUACUUCAAGUAGCCAUACCUCCACAGAUUGCAUGGAGGAGGAACCACUGGAAUACAGGGGAUAAAAGGGUCUUCCUCAAUACACUUUCUAUGUGACUCCAUCAUGUAUCUCCACAAUGCAAGGAGUCUGAACCAUUUUCUGUCUUACAGAGUUUCUCAGUCGUGAACUCUGCAGGCAUCUACAGUCUGCACUUAUUCUAGAAGACCUAGUGUAGAAGACCCGGUUGUUGUCUCAAGUUUAAGGAGCAUUUUUUUUAAAUUGCUUUGUGGAGAAAGAAACUGAUCAACUGUAUCAUAAGCACCAGAGAAACCAAAGUCUGGCAGUGAGCAUGCCAGAGCAUCCAUUUAAGAAAAUUCUCUCAUUAAAAGUAGAGGAUGAUUGACAUCCACACAAAUAUUUCCAUGCAUACUAGGCAGUAUGAAUUAUAAAUAGCUAUGCUUGCAAAAACUCAGAGAAAUUCCAUAUCCCCACUUCAUUGAU